AAAGAGAUGGAGAGAUGUGAGAUGAAAAUGAGAAAUAUACAACUACAAAAUAAUAAAAAUAUUUAAUUAAUUCCUUAUUUCUUCUUCUAUCAAUCUUCUUCUUAAUCGUCGAGGAUGGUGAAGAGAAACCGAGAGGUCGCUAGUGGUAGCGAAAGUGAAAGCGAUUUCGAUUAUGAAAAUAUGGGCAACUACGAAGAACCAAACGAAUUCGAAGAUAGCGGAGAAGAGCAGAUGGACGUUGACGACGCAAAUAUCAAGUCAAACGGUGGCGCAUUCAAGGCUCCUACUAAGGAUGAAGUACAGUCACUUAGAGAGACCGGUGAGCUUUUCAAGUCGAAUUUCUUCAAGUUACAAAUAGAUUCCCUCUUAGAAGAAAUACAGCAGCCAGCUUCUCAAGUCGAAACACUCACUCAAGCCUUACAUGCACUCAGAAAUCUGAUAAUGGAGACAAAACCAAUUGGAAAGUCGACAGACGGUAAACUUUCUACUUCUGAUGCAAGAAAAUACUUGAAAAAGAACAAUCUCAGCCUGCCAGUAUCAAAGGAACUCCCAGAAGACGUCAAUUGGGCCGUAGGAUACACAGUACCAGACAUCGUACAAGUUGCGGGCUCGUGGCCUUUAAAAACUAACGUUAAAAGGCGGUCUAGUAGGGUGAAAAGCUGGGAAGUCACCCUCGCUAUCCUCUUACCAUCACAUUUCAUUCAGGAGAAAGAUCAUCAGAAUGACAGAUGGUUAUUUAAGCAGGCUUUCUACAUGACUGUUUUAGCAGACAUAUUAAAAAAGAGCAAAUUAGAUAUACAAGUUGACAUUACGCAAGCAAAUGGAUCAGAAUUGGAACCAGUAAUCAGUAUAACAAACAAAAAAGGUAGUAAGUUCAUUCCAUCGAAUACAACUAUCAAUCUGGUCUCUGCUUUGGCUAGUCCGACCCCUUUUAAACCAUUGAGCAAGAUAUCUCCAUCUCGGAUUGGCUCAAAAUUGAGUAAUGCAUUCAUGAAGCCAUCACUACACACACCACACUUGACUUAUUUGUAUAAUAUCGCCGAAACAGUUCCAGCAUUUAGGGAUGCUGUCAAGUUACUCAAGGUCUGGGCUAACCAAAGAUCACUCGAUUGGUUAUUGAAUGGUUUUAAUGCAGAAUUUGUCGUAGCAUUAUUGGUUGAUGGUGACCAAGACGGUAAGGGACGUGUCGGUAAGGGUUUGAGUUCCUAUCAACUCUUCAAAACUGUAAUGGAUCUUUUACGCAAAACUGAUUUCACUAGUGUUUUUAUGAAGAGCAUUACUACUGGUGGAUUUUCGAAAGAGGAUCACUUUAAUAGUACUCCAUUACUUUUCAUUGACCCUACACACACUUAUAAUUUGAUGGACGGUCUUCUUCCUGAGGAUGCUCGUGUGAUCGGAUUCGAGGCACAACUUACGCUUAACGCCCUCGAUGAUGACAAUGAUAGAUUCGAAGAUACUUUCAUGAAAGACCUCCGCAACCCUACUGCCCGUUUCGAUCUCAUUGGUAAAGGCAAACUCCCUUCAAAGCUUGUCAAGAAAAUCGCCAAAGGUACGAAUGUGAGACAGAACAUUGCUGCAACUCUUGCUAGAGCGUUAGGAGAACGUAGCAAGGUUAUUAAUGUUAAAUUAGAUGACGAUAUGAUUAGCAUUGGAUUGAUUUUAGAUUCAGAAGUUGCUGGCAAGAUUGUUGAUCAUGGACCACCAGCAGAAGAUGAAGAGGGAUGUGAAGUAUUUAAGGCGUUCUGGGGUGAAAUUUCCGAAUUGAGGAGGUUUAAGGAUGGUAAAAUCAAUGAAAGUGUCGUUUGGCAACAAUCAAAUGGGUCUAAGGAACUCGUUCCUAUUCAGAUUGUUAAAUGGAUACUUAGACGUCAUUUCAACAUUGAUCAACUCUCAUUUAUUGCUGAGGAAUUCGAUGGAUUAUUGGAGGUUGAAGCUGUCGAUGGCGUAGAAACAUUCAACGACUUUGGUGCACCACUUCAAGUAUACGAGGAUUUCCAGAGUAUGUUGAGGGAUAUGACAACACUUCCAUUAGAGAUUAUGAACGUUACACCAGCAUCGGCUUACCUCCGUCACACAUCUCCUUAUCCGCAACCUACACGCCAAAUGAACAAAUUCGGUGUCACCCCUACCUCUGCCAGAUACAUUCCUGGCGCUGAUUUGGUAGUACAGUUUGAAAGUAGUGGUAAAUGGCCUGAUGAUCUUGAGGCUAUCCAAAUCACAAAAGUAGCAUUCCUUGAGGCACUUGCUGCAGAGUUGAUGAAGAGUGGUCAAUACAUGGCUCAGAUAGUGUUCGAUAGUCCGCUUCCAAGUGAUAUUGCAGAUGCUGUUGCGUUAGAAGUAAUCAAUGAGCAAGGAUUUGCUUGGAAGUUGCGUAUUCAACACGAUAGAGAACUUACUUUAAUUGAUAGACAGUUAAAUGAUAAGGUAAAUACCACCAAUAGCCAAAAGGAGAUCUUGAAGGAAGCCAGACAUAGAUUUUUGGAGAGAUUCGUCAAUAAGCCUAGACAUCACCAGGCUAUUAUGGCACUCACACAUAGAUUCAAAGCAUACGCCAAGACAGUGAGACUGGUAUCACGUUGGAUAAAUGCCCAUUUACUAUCACCACAUAUAAGCCAAGAGUUCAUUGAACUCGUUGUUGCUAGUGUCUUUUUGGAUACAGGUAGCUAUUCCGUACCUUGUACACCAUCGCUCGGUUUCCUUAGAAGUGUUUUGUUACUUUCAGAAUGGAAGUAUAAGCAAGAGCCUCUUUUAGUUCCUUUAUACACAGCUUCACAAAUACAGGAGGAUCACCUCGACAGAAAAAUCGUAUUCCCACUCAAAGAAAAGACUGAAGCUGAGAAAACUUUUGAAGUCUUGCGCAGAACUGAUGAAGAUAUCAAGAAAACUGCAAUGUUCGUAGCUACGGAGCACGAUGUUUCUGGUGGUCAUUACACUCACGAUAGACCAAGCAAGGUUAUAGCCAGUCGCCUACAAUCACUUGCUAAAGCUACCGCCAGUGCGCUUCUUGAUGAUAGUGAGGUUGACAUUAUGCAACUCUUUAAAUCACCAACAGAGAUUUACGACUUUGUUAUCAACCUCAAGAGUUGGGUGAACACUCGCCUCUACCAAUCGUUGGCUGAAGAUAAUUUUGGAGAUGUCGACACAUCCAAUGAUGCACUUGUCAAUUAUGAUCCGGCAACUAUGUUUGUUGAGUAUAUGGAAAGGAUGUAUGGCGAUGUUGUUGUCUUCUUCCACGAUGCCUGCGGUGGUCGUGUAAUUGGUGCGAUGUUCAAUCCGGCAUACACAAGUCCUAGAAAGUGGAAGGUUGGAUUACACUAUCCUACAAAAUCUGUUGAUUCUAAAGAUGACGUUGUGAUUGAUAAGAAGUUUAUCAUUAAAGAAAUAACAACACUCGGAAAAGACAUGAUCGAGAGUGUCACAUCAAAGUAGCUAAUUAGAGGCUAUUUGGGAAAUUAACAAUUUUCAAACUAGGUUGAAUAUAAUUUAUUUUUUUUAAGUUUAUAAUCAUGCAUUUACAAUAGAUUGAUAUCAAAUUACACAUUACUAUAAUCAAGUGGAGUCUCGUGCUUCUUGUUAUCCUGCAAUUUACGAGCUGCUUUGGCGAAAUCGUCUUGCCUAACAAAGUCUCUCUCAUCACGAAUAGCAACCAUACCUGCUUCGGUACAAACGCUGAUUCAAAGUCAAUUUCACCAUCUUUGUUGAUAUCUUUUGCGUGAAUUUUAAGAAUUUCGGUUCUACCUGUUGCAUUUGGUAAUGGAAUAAAGAUUUUUCUGUCUAGACGACCUGGACGCAUAAGAGCAGGAUCGAGUGUGUCCGGUCUGUUAGUGGCCAUGAUGACCUUUGUUUUACCUAAAUGAUCGAAACCGUCGAGUUGGUUAAGUAAUUCCAUCAAAGUUCUCUGUAUUUCUCUAUCUGCGGAUGUACCUUCACUGAAUCUCCUAGUUCGUGUUCCUUUGCGUAUCCGAACAUUUCUCUAAUAACUCUAGCAGAUUCACCAAUGAACUUAUCUACGAUGGCGGAUGAAACGACCUUUAAGAAGUUUGUCUGGAGGGUUGCAGCACAUGCUCUAGCGAUGAGCGUUUUACCAGUACCUGGUGGACCGUAGAGGAGCACACCUUUUGGUGGUCUGAUACCUACUCUGGCGAAGAGCUCUGGGUUAUUUAAUGGUAAUUCGAUGACUUCUCUCAAUUCCCUGAUCUGCUCGGUCAAACCACCGAUACCGGCGAAUGAAGCCUCUCCUGGGUUCUCCAUGGACAUGUUGUAGACCAGAGGGUCGACUUCUCUAGGCAAUAUCCUCAUAAUAGUGAGUGUAGUCAUGUCCAAAGAAACUCUAACGCCCUGCUUAAGGUUUGCUUGGUUGAUUGUUGGUCUAGCGUGUACGACAUAGCGAGGACCGGAACUGGCCUUGACGAUGAAUCUCUCUGAAUCGAGCUGCUUGAGGACUUCACCGAUGAUCUGUCCGACAGACUGAAGCGAUUUCAUGUCCUCCUCCGUCUGUUCGAAGGACGAGUCCAUAUCUUUUAUAUUCUUACGUAUAUUUCUCAGUCUCUCGCUCAAUUGCUCAUGUUCCUUUAUCUUCUGACGGUAUUCUUUGAGUGCGUC
Molecule: messenger RNA, 4602 nt
Organism: Wallemia mellicola CBS 633.66
Lineage: Eukaryota; Fungi; Basidiomycota; Wallemiomycetes; Wallemiales; Wallemiaceae
Product: Nrap protein
Exons: 6
Coding region: 115-3429 (1104 amino acids)
Biological process (GO): rRNA processing; tRNA export from nucleus
Cellular component (GO): small-subunit processome; CURI complex; UTP-C complex
Source: RefSeq, a predicted model, not a curated record